Molecule: messenger RNA, 4270 nt
Organism: Linum trigynum
Lineage: Eukaryota; Viridiplantae; Streptophyta; Magnoliopsida; Malpighiales; Linaceae
Source: the annotation of a GenBank genome assembly
CACAUAAGCAUUCAACGAUGACUUGUCCAUCCGUUAAACACUAACGGUCAACACCGGUUAACAUUAACAAAAAAAAAAAGUUCAGAAUAUGAUUGUCAUAUUGAAUAUAAUAUAACACAAUUGGCAAUUUUUUUACAGUUCAUUUAUUAUAGUGGUAUUAUCCCUAAAAAUAAUGAAUUUUUAUGACAAGCAAAUUCAUAUUAUAUUAAUGAUGCAAUUCUGAAAUGACAUAACACAACCUAUUCCAAAUACAAACUACAAAGGGGACAAAGUUGGAGGCAGUUAGAGAAUGAAAAGCAUAGAGAGUAUGGGGGAGAAUAUUAGGUGCUUGGCUUCCAAUUAUAUGAGGGAGAGAUUCCUCUGAAACUCAAAUGGCCUCAUUGCAUUUGGGUAGUCCUAAACUGCUACCCUAGAAGUAACAACUAUUUGACAAAAGAUUAUUUUAUUGAUUAGAUGUUUUAUUUUAUUUUGUCUUUUUCCUGGUGUUCACCAAAUGCUAUACUUUUUAAUAAAAUAUUUACGGGAUCAAAAUAAAUCGAAAUGGAAAGUCGAAAAUAAUUGCGAAGUUAGGUGGCAAAUACCAAAUUUGAUAUCUUAAUUUGAUCCAAUUAAAAUGACAUGCAACUAAAAAUUAUGCGGCGCUUCUUGACACAUUAUUAUACAUGCUAGAUUUGUCUUGACCUCUAAGUUAUUACCAAACUCCAUCAAUGGUUACCGUUACAUUAUGACUUGACUCAUGUGACCCAACUCGUAUACUCAAUUCUCUUAGUCUACGAUCGCUUUUUUUAUGAACCGUAACCCGUAAACAAGUGACCCACCCGAAUUAGCCAUCCCCUAUAACUCGACCCGACCGGCCUUCCUAUUUUGAUCCAAGUACCCGACCCUCCAGGUUGCCGCCGCCACCUCUAUGUGAACAUGUUUGGCUGUAAAGUUCAGAACAUAACCCGGAUGAUUUGAUUACUGUUAGAAUAGUGUGAUAAUGCAUGUAUACAUCACCAAACUUCCCAUAAUGGGGACUCAAGUGGUGGGAACCUGAACAGAUUCCUAUCAGUUAGGGGCUGCUUAGUGCCACUGCACCUAACUCUUUAGCACAUUUAGAAUUAUGAACCAUUCUUUCUGUAAGACCAGAUAAGGUUGUCAAAGUAGCCAGCCAGCUAACCAAUCCUUACAAGUCAUGCAGUCAGCCAAUUCUGUGGAUUCUCUAUAAUUUCCUCAUCCACACCAUUCCCCCUGCAACUUAACAGAUUCGAGGAUAUAGGUAUAACCAUGUGAUUUCAUCCGACUCGAACCGAAUUAGACAAUACAAUCUGCAGUCAUCAGAAAACACAAUCUAGAUUCAUGGUCCUGCGUGUGGAACAAAGAGAAUCACAAACAAAAUUUUCUACUAGAAAUGAAUGGGACACUACAAUGGAAGAUGCUGAUUGAUAAUCCAGGUUUGGAAACAGAUGUUUAUUGCCUAAAUUCAGAAGACUUUAAGAGGCGAAGAAAAAGUGCAGUAAACUAUUUGCAGGUCAGAAACCAUUGUUGUCUGCAUUUUCUUCAGACACAAGUAAUUCCAAGUCUAAGAAGGUAAGCUAGCAUGGUGGUCUUACGACUCUUAAAAUGAUAUUUUCCUGUCAAAGUUUCAAUAUCAGAAUGUCAAAAGUUGAAAGUUUCACCAAACCAUGGAAGCAAGCUGGCUCGUUUUGGCUAUAAAUACUGCAAAGCAGUGCUCAACAUUUGUACACCAUACCCUGAUUCUUCAAGGCUCUUAGCAUAUCCAUCAAUGGCUCUCUCCAUUCAAACCCUUGCUUUCCUACUAGCAGCUGUGCUGUUUAUGCACAACCAGGCACAUGCAGCACAAUGCAAAGACUGCUUCAUCCAUUCUCGUGCUGCCCACUAUCCGAAUUCUGAUGAGAAAGGAACAGAGACUGGCGCCUGCGGAUUUGGUACAUUUGGAGCAACAUUGAACGGUGGAGAUGUAUCAGCUGCUUCUGAACUAUACCGUAAUGGUGUUGGCUGUGGUGCCUGCUAUCAGGUGAGGUGCACCAAUAGCAACUACUGCUCAGACAAAGGGUUGACCGUCGUUAUAACCGACCAAGGGUCGAGUGACAACACCGAUUUCAUUCUCAGCCGACGGGCCUUUGCUGGGAUGGCUCAGACCAAAGAUGCAGCUGCAUCAUUGCUAGCCCUUGGAAUUGUUGACAUUGAAUAUAGACGUGUUUCAUGCCGCCAUCCAUACCAGAACAUAACGAUCAAGAUUGAUGAGAACAGCAACUACCCUUUUUACCUUGCUUUCGUCAUACGGUAUCAGCAGGGGCAGAAGGAUAUUACUGCCGUCCAGCUCUGUGAGACAGAAAAUUUCGGGUGCAAGCUUCUGGAGAGGAGCUAUGGAGCUGUGUGGACGACUGCCUCUCCUCCCAGAGGACCUCUGUCCCUGAGGAUGUUAUUCAGUGAUGAUGAUGGCGAUGAGUCAUGGGUGGUUCCUGUUAACAACAUACCAAGUGACUGGAAACCUGGACAAACAUAUGACACAGGACUGCAAGUUGAUGUUUAGUAUGCCUUAAACAAAGAUUAAACCCGGCCAAUCAAGAAGUCUACAUGCAUACAUACCUCUUCUAGGGUCUUUUAUUUGGUGAUUUGUAAUUUUUUUAUUGUUGUCUUCCUUUCUUGUCCCAUGGAGACAAGAAAGAAUAUAAUAAAGAUAAAGUCAUGACUGUAAUCAUUGGAGGUGUUGGGUUAUAAGAGAUUCACAAGUGUACUAACUAUUUCAGAAUUUGGCUUUCUUCAUUUGUCUCAUGAGUCAUGAAGCUUCAUGGAAAUCUGAUGGAAUGUCAACUUUAUAGUAUUCCAAAAGGAAAACAACCAACCAAGAUAGCUAGAAUAUGAUUUCAAAAAGAAAAAAGAAGUUCAAAUAAUAUCCAACAAGAAAUGAAUGUGGAACUUGAUUGUUCUAUAUGACUUAUUUGAUGGUUGCUGAGAAUUAUGUUAAACAUUUGUGAGAAAAAAUAAGGCAUUUUUAUUGAUAGGAAAUAUAUUUCAUAUUCUAAGGUGGCUGGCGGCUAAUAGUAAAGAUCAUCUUUACAAAACAUUAGCAAUAGGUAACAGCCAAGAUAAAUAUCUUGACCAGACUAGACAAGAUGUCGAGGGUCUAUCCUCUAGCCAUCCAUAUUGGUAUUUGUUUGGGCUUAUUUACCUACAAAUCUUACAAUUAAGCUUCCUCAAAGUUCUAAUUGCUUAUCGCAUGCAAGCCUAUUUUACCAGGAUCGAAGUUUAAGGAAGCAGCUUGGCUUCUAAUCACAAGUUCAUGCCUUGCCAUUAAUCAAAUGCUAACACAAAUUCAGUCACAAUUAGGCAAAACAAAGAUGAAUGACAAGCUGAGCAUAAAUAUCCUACAGCAGAUUAAGGUAAGGACACGACUUACUUUCUUAGAUUCAGAGAUGCCUUAAGAUUAUAAGACAGUGACAAACAUGAGAGUCACAACUCACAAGCAGUGUAGUGAGAUUAAGCAAUUACAAAAUAUAUCGAAAAGCAAUAGAGCUCCAGUCAAUAUGAGCUAUAUAUGAUAUUCCAUGAAAAAGGGGCCACUCAAACACUAACUUGCAACUUGCAUCCUACGCACUGCACCAAUAUCAGCCAUGAACCUCUGAGUUGCUAAAGAAAAUGAAAGUAGUGGGGGUCCUUUUCUUUCAAAUGGUUUCCAUGUCAUAGCUGAUGCUGUUAAUCGAAUUACCAUUCCCUGGUCUAUCUAAGUAAUCUAUGAUACACAAGAUCAAUUUUACCCGAGCAUGCAGUCAGGUUUGACUAAACUUCAUGAGAAGAGAAAAAUAACAGAACUUGGAAAAUGUAAAAACGGCAUGUUAUUGGAAUAAUAACAGUAUGAAAUCAUCCAACCAUGUUCCUUAUUGGAAGUGUAUUCCACAAGGAAUAAAAGGUGUGACCUUUACCCCCAAGAACAAAAUAACAAUCUGAAUGAACUCGUCAGUCUUAACUGUAAACUUAGCUUUUCUAUCCCUUAAGAGCAUUCGUGGUAUAUCAGACAGUUAGGCCUUUGUUUUGAAUGUCAAUUUCACAUUUUGCUCCAAGAUGGACUUUUUCUCUGUCUUGCUUUUUCACCUAAUAGCAGCACUUUUUACACUAGAAAUACUGUAAGCAAGUAGCCACGCACCAUCAAGCAACAGAAGCCCAAUUUUUAAUAAUCAAGCACCAAGAGCCGCCGUGCAAAAUGGAUGAAUGGUGCAGAUGCACCUUGGCUUUAUCCUUUUCUAUGGAAUAAGGGAGGAAAACAAGA